Molecule: messenger RNA, 915 nt
Organism: Nymphalis io (European peacock)
Lineage: Eukaryota; Metazoa; Arthropoda; Insecta; Lepidoptera; Nymphalidae
Gene: shrb
Product: charged multivesicular body protein 4c
Exons: 5
Coding region: 171-833 (220 amino acids)
Biological process (GO): vesicle budding from membrane; late endosome to vacuole transport via multivesicular body sorting pathway
Cellular component (GO): ESCRT III complex; multivesicular body; cytoplasmic side of plasma membrane
Source: RefSeq, a predicted model, not a curated record
UCUAACAAAUGAUUAGGUGCAAAACAUGACAAUUGACAAUUAUGGAUGACGCAUACUUCUAAAAGAAGCGAAUAGGAAUAAUAUGCAAUUUUGUUUUUCUACGCAUAAUAAGUGUUAUUCGCAAUAUUAAAUAAGAGUACAGGUUGAUAAUUGUAUGCAAUUAAAGAAAAAUGAGUUUUCUCGGCAAAUUAUUUGGAGGGAAAAAAGAAGAGAAGGGUCCAACGACUCAUGAAGCUAUACAAAAGUUACGUGAAACUGAAGAGUUGCUGAUCAAAAAGCAAGAAUUUUUAGAGAGAAAGAUUGAGGUAGAAAUACAAACAGCUAGGAAAAAUGGUACUAAGAACAAAAGAGCGGCAAUUGCUGCAUUAAAACGUAAGAAGCGGUAUGAGAAGCAAUUAACACAGAUUGAUGGUACACUUACCCAAAUUGAAGCACAGAGGGAGGCACUUGAAGGUGCAAAUACCAAUGCCCAAGUUCUCAACACAAUGAAAGAAGCAGCCAAUGCCAUGAAACUGGCACACAAGGAUAUAGAUGUAGACAAAGUUCACGAUAUAAUGGACGAUAUAGCUGAACAGCAUGAUAUAUCUCGGGAGAUAACGGACGCUAUUAGCAACAAUGUCGCCUUCUCUAAUGACAUUGAUGAGGAUGAACUUGAACGUGAACUGGAAGAAUUAGAACAGGAGGAACUUGACAAGGAGAUGAUUGGUAUCAACGUACCUUCAGACAGCCUUCCAGAGGUACCAUCUACUGAACCCGUGCCUGCGAAAUCUAAACCAAGCAAGUCUGACGAGGAUGACAAAGAUUUUGCACUUCUCAAAUCCUGGGCCACAUAGGUUUCGACUUUAUGUAUUUUUUAAGCUGUCAUCCGUGAUAUAAUCUGCGUUCAAUAGAAAUAUAUUAUCUGUACAAUUACAA